Molecule: messenger RNA, 2430 nt
Organism: Menidia menidia (Atlantic silverside)
Lineage: Eukaryota; Metazoa; Chordata; Actinopteri; Atheriniformes; Atherinopsidae
Source: the annotation of a GenBank genome assembly
AUGAAACUUAGAAGAUACUUGAGGGGGAGUGGGAGGGUGCUGGCUUUUGUGUUCGUUGCCUCUGUGAUUUGGCUGCUGUUUGACAUGGCUGCUCUCCGCAUAUCGAUAAACGAUGCCAACGGCCAGCUGCUCAAAGAGCGUGUGGUCAGAGAGAGGGAGAUGGUCAAGCAGCAGUCCAGGGUGACGGGGCCGGCGAAGAGGGGCUUUAAACAGCCCGUGGAGAGGGUGGACUCCGCCGUACAGCCUGACUGGAGAAGACCGCACCGUGCUGGCGUCCAGCUCGCCAAAGUGUACAGAACUGGAGACGAGCAGCAGGAUCAGAUGCUGGCCAGCAAAAAAGUGAGCUCCAGUCUGGGCAAUGCUGACCAUGUGGCGAAAAGCGAUGGCUCCUACCCCGCACUGUCUAAACAGAUUGAUGGAGCGAGCCUUUCUCACAGCAUCGCGCCAAAGCAGGUGGUUGUUGCAAAGAAAAAAGCAGUAAACUUGGAUCUAAACGUAGCAGUAGCUAAUUUAACCAGAUCACCUAAUGUUCAGCCGGACAAACCAGCCCUGAAGAAGGAAGUCCUUAAAGCAGAGCACUUUGCUCCAAAAGCUCCGGACAGUGUGGAUCUGAAGACGAAUGGAAAAGUUAUGGAUGGGCAUGUUAAGAAUAAAACAAGAACAAGCCAGCCUCAGGACAAGGGCUCACACCCUGCCCAAACUGUGUCUUCCCAAACUCCAAACAAGGAUGCAAACGGAAAGCAGAACAGCAUUCAAAAGGAGGCCCAACUUGACGGGAGUGAGCUCAUUGCACAGACGCAGCUCCUGAAGCCCCUCAAAGCAGGAGACAACUCCAGCCACCAAGCAGCUGCCGUCCGAAACACAGGCCUCCACAAAGUGCUCUCACUGGACGCCACUCACUCCCCCAGAGACGCCCAUGCGCUGGGCCAGUUCGGACAGCCAGUGUUCCUCGCCAGUAGCGAAGACGCGGAGGUAAAGAAGAGGUGGAACGAAGGCCAUUUUAAUGUCUACAUCAGCGAGCAGAUACCAGUGGACCGUGCCGUUCCCGACACCAGGCCCCAAACAUGCGGACAGAACAUGGUCCACGAUGACUUGCCGUCCACCAGCGUGAUUUUCUGCUUCGUGGACGAGGUGUGGUCCACGCUCCUCCGCUCGGUGCACAGUGUGCUCAACAGAUCCCCCCCACACUUACUCAAGGAGAUCAUUCUGGUCGACGAUUUCAGCACCAGAGACAAUCUUAAAAAGCCGCUGGAUGACUACAUGUCCCAGUUCCCGAAAGUGCGAAUCAUCCGUCUGAAGGAGCGCCAGGGCCUGAUCCGGGCCAGGCUGGCCGGCGCCGCCGUGGCCAAAGGUGAGGUUCUGACGUUCCUUGACUCCCACAUUGAGUGUAACGUUGGCUGGCUGGAGCCGCUCCUGGAGAGGAUCUAUCUCGAUCGCAAGAAAGUGCCCUGUCCAGUUAUUGAGGUCAUCAGUGAUAAGGACAUGAGUUAUAUGCUCGUUGACAACUUCCAAAGAGGUAUUUUCAAAUGGCCAUUGGUGUUUGGCUGGAGCCCGUUGCCAGAGGAGUACAUAAAGAAGAACAAUAUGUCCAUUUCAGAUCCAAUCAGAUGUCCAGUGAUGGCCGGGGGCCUUUUCUCCAUUGAUAAAAAUUACUUCUUUGAGCUUGGUGCCUAUGAUCCUGGUCUGGAUGUGUGGGGUGGAGAGAACAUGGAGAUUUCCUUUAAGAUAUGGAUGUGUGGAGGAGAAAUUGAGAUUAUCCCCUGCUCCCGGGUGGGACACAUUUUCCGAGGACAGAAUCCUUAUAAGUUCCCAAAGGACAGGCAGAAGACAGUGGAGCGGAACCUGGCACGGGUGGCCGAGGUUUGGCUGGAUGAGUACAAGGACCUUUUCUAUGGCCACGGGUACCACCACCUGCUGGACCGAAAGGUCAUCGACAUUGGCAACCUCACAGAGCAGAUCGAGCUGAGAAAGAGGCUCAAAUGCAAGAGCUUCAAGUGGUACCUGGAUAAUGUGUAUCCAGAUAUGAAGGCUCCCUUGGUCAAAGCUGAGGGCCUGGUUUUCAGCCGUGGUCUAAGGAAGUGCCUCUCACUGCAGAAAAGCUCUCUGUCCUUUGAGAAAUGUGACCUCAGCAAGCAGACUCAGCACUUUAAUUACACCUGGAUGAGGCACAUUCGGCAGCAGGAGCUGUGCAUCGCUCCUCAAAGCAAAGGCAGAGGCUUUGCUUUAGUACGGUGCGACAACACCAGGCCAGAGCUCCGCUGGUUCCACAAAUCUUCCAACUCAGCUCUGGCGGAGCACCUCAUAGCGGAGUUUGUUUCCCAACACAUGUGCCUGGAGGCCGAACCUCAGGGAGACUCUCUUCGUCUCAACCCGUGUGAACCCACCAACCCUUUUCAGAAGUGGCAGUUCACACAUUACAACGCGCAAUGA